Molecule: messenger RNA, 609 nt
Organism: Pyricularia pennisetigena
Lineage: Eukaryota; Fungi; Ascomycota; Sordariomycetes; Magnaporthales; Pyriculariaceae
Exons: 3
Coding region: 1-609 (202 amino acids)
Source: RefSeq, a predicted model, not a curated record
AUGCCCAUAUUUGCUUACCUCGUUAGGGUGGCACUCUGGCUUCUCGCCAUACUCCAUGCCGGGAGUGCUGAAUCGCACAGUGUCGCCAAGGCUCUGGGUCGCGAAAUGCACCUUUUCAAGCUCGUCAAAGGACGGCACGUCGGGAGCGUCAUCCCAGUACUCGACCAAAAAGUCGACCGUGUCGUGCUUCCUCUUCACGAACGAGUGGUCAUCAUCGUCGUCAUUCUUCUCCAUCCUGCCCACGAGGUGCCGGCACUGGGAGAGGGUCCUCUCGAGGCCAGCCUUGAGCGCCUCCAGCACCUUGGGCCGCUCGCUAUCUUCGAGCCUGAAGUAGAUGGCGUACGAGUUGUACGUCAUGGCUGCGAGGUAGUCCAGCGUGGUGGUGUGUAUCCGCUCCUCAUCCGCAUCGUUCUCCCACCCCAGAGGGCGGAGCUUGUACGACUCGGUCUUGUUAGGCAUCGCGAUGAAUACGCAGCUGUGCAGCUUAUUCGUUCUCUACUAUGGGAGGAUAGUGUUGGUGCUGGUGGCCACCUCAUUGUGCUCAUGCAUCGACAAGGGCCCCCGAGGAGCAUUCCUAAACCACCUUGGGCUACACCAAAUGUGGCCUAG